AUGGAGGCUGAACUGUGCAAGAAGAAGAUGAAGGGACGAGCUUGGGGGUGGCUCUGUGGCUUCGCGAAUUCAGGACAUGGCGGAAAUCCUCUAGUCGUUGAGGCUCGUGCUCUUCGUGAUAGUCUCAGACUUGCGUGGGACAAGGGUUACAAGUGGAUUGAGGGGGAGGUUGACAAUCUGGAGCUGGUAGCAGCAGUAGAAGGAGAGGGUUGGGAUAGUUUUGUGCCUGAGAUUAGAGAAAUCAAAAGUUUGAUGGCUCGACAGUGGCAGGUUUCUCUGAGAGGAAUCAACCGGGAAGCUAAUAGAGCGGCUGAUUUCAUUGCUAAGGCAUCCUUCACUCAUACAGGGUUUCGGGUUCUCCUUAGGCCUUGCUAUGACUUGGAGGUUUUGGUGCUGAGGGAUGCCAUUGGUGCUUGUUAG
This is a messenger RNA of Lotus japonicus, 420 nucleotides long. RefSeq lists its product as uncharacterized. The record is from RefSeq and is a predicted model, not a curated record. The coding region runs from base 1 to 420 and encodes 139 amino acids. Gene Ontology annotation, molecular function: nucleic acid binding; RNA-DNA hybrid ribonuclease activity. The transcript has 2 exons. NCBI's taxonomy places the organism in Eukaryota, Viridiplantae, Streptophyta, Magnoliopsida, Fabales, Fabaceae.